AUGGUUAACGGUUCUGAAACCCUUGGUGAUCUCCUCAAGCAAGGAGGAAUCAUUGGUGAAGGCUCUAACUUGGCCCUUCUCUCUGAUAAAAUCAAGAGAAGAAUCUGUGCUUUGAAAGGUAACCAAUUGAAGAGCAUUGAGAUUGAAUCCAAAUUCUACGAAAAGGUUCACAACUUGGAGAAAGAAUUUGAAGCUGAUUUCGCUAAGAUCUACAAGGAGAGAAGAGACAUCGUCACUGGUGAACACGAGCCUACCGAGGAAGAAGCUAACUUCCCUCUUCUCCAUGGAAUGGACGAGGAAGAUAAGGCUGAGCUUUACUCUCGCUCUUCUCCUGAUGAUGGAACCAAGGGAAUCCCAGCUUUCUGGCUCCAAGUCCUCCGCAGCACCGACGGUAUCGGAGAGGUCAUUCGUGAGUGCGACGAGCCAAUCCUUGAACAUCUUAUUGACAUCAACACUGAAGUCAGCGUAUCACCACCAGGAUUCACCAUCUUCUUCCACUUCUCUCCUAACCCAUUCUUCAAGAACACCAUCUUGAAGAAGAAAUAUGAACUCCAAAUUUCUCCCGACCAUGAGGCUCCAUUCGAUUUCGAUGGACCAAUCGUUUCCGGAUCUACUGGUGACGUCAUCGAAUGGGAGGAAGGAAAGAACGUAACCAAGAAGGUAGUUAAGAAGAAGGCUAAAAAGGGUGCUAAUGCUGGGCGAUUCCUUACUAAAACUGUUCAAAACGAAUCUUUCUUCAACUUCUUCACCCCAAUCGACCCUGCUGAGGUUAAUCAAGAAGCCGCUGAUCACAACGAGAAGUUGGAACUUACCAGAGUUGACUACGAAUUAGGACAACUUUUGAGAGAUCAUGUUAUCCCAAGAGCUGUUCUCUUCUACACCGGAGAGAAUGAUCUUUCUGAUGACUUCGACCUUUCUGGCGAAGAUUUCGAAGAUGACGAUUCCGAGGAAGAUGAUGGAGAUGAAUAA
Auanema sp. JU1783 is the source of this 969-nucleotide messenger RNA. The record is from the annotation of a GenBank genome assembly. Lineage: Eukaryota; Metazoa; Nematoda; Chromadorea; Rhabditida; Rhabditidae.